CCUACCCAGUCUUUCUCUGCCUUUCCUGGACAGAUGCACCAGCAAGGAAUUCUGAAAACAGAUGACCUGAUCACCCGCUUUUUCCGUCUUUGCACCGAAAUGUGUGUUGAAAUCAGCUAUCGUGCUCAGGCUGAGCAACAGCAUAAUCCUGCUGCCAACCCCACUAUGAUUCGAGCCAAGUGCUACCACAAUCUGGAUGCCUUUGUGCGACUUAUUGCACUGCUAGUGAAACACUCUGGGGAGGCAACCAACACAGUUACAAAGAUCAACCUCCUGAAUAAGGUUCUUGGUAUUGUGGUGGGAGUUCUUCUGCAAGAUCAUGAUGUUCGGCAGAGUGAGUUUCAGCAGCUUCCUUACCAUCGCAUUUUCAUCAUGUUGCUGUUGGAAUUAAAUGCUCCUGAGCAUGUGCUGGAGACCAUCAACUUCCAGACGCUCACAGCUUUCUGUAACACAUUUCACAUCCUGAGGCCUACAAAAGCUCCAGGUUUUGUUUAUGCCUGGCUGGAACUGAUCUCCCAUCGGAUAUUUAUUGCAAGAAUGCUGGCACAUACACCACAGCAGAAGGGUUGGCCUAUGUAUGCCCAGUUACUGAUCGAUCUUUUCAAGUACUUGGCUCCUUUCCUUAGAAAUGUGGAACUCACAAAACCUAUGCAAAUUCUUUACAAGGGCACUCUGCGUGUGUUGCUGGUCUUGUUGCAUGAUUUCCCAGAAUUUCUUUGUGACUACCACUACGGCUUCUGUGAUGUGAUCCCACCUAACUGUAUUCAGCUAAGGAAUCUGAUCCUGAGUGCCUUCCCACGGAACAUGAGGCUUCCAGACCCUUUCACCCCCAAUCUAAAGGUGGACAUGUUAAGUGAGAUUAAUAUUGCUCCACGAAUACUCACCAAUUUCACUGGAGUGAUGCCUCCUCAGUUCAAGAAAGACUUGGAUUCCUAUCUCAAAACCCGUUCUCCUGUCACUUUUUUGUCUGACUUGCGCAGCAACCUACAAGUAUCAAAUGAACCUGGCAACCGCUACAACAUCCAGCUGAUUAAUGCACUGGUGCUCUACGUGGGUACUCAAGCUAUUGCGCACAUUCACAACAAAGGCAGCACGCCCUCCAUGAGCACCAUUACCCACUCGGCUCACAUGGACAUCUUCCAGAAUUUGGCAGUAGACCUGGACACUGAAGGCCGGUACCUUUUCUUGAAUGCCAUUGCCAAUCAGCUGCGAUAUCCCAACAGUCACACCCACUACUUCAGUUGCACCAUGCUGUACCUGUUUGCAGAGGCCAACACCGAGGCCAUCCAGGAGCAGAUCACUAGAGUUCUCUUGGAACGACUGAUUGUAAAUAGGCCUCAUCCCUGGGGUCUCCUUAUUACUUUCAUUGAGCUGAUUAAAAAUCCAGCGUUUAAGUUCUGGAAUCAUGAAUUUGUUCACUGCGCUCCAGAAAUUGAGAAGUUGUUCCAGUCAGUUGCACAGUGCUGCAUGGGGCAGAAGCAGGCCCAGCAAGUAAUGGAAGGGACUGGUGCCAGUUAGAUGAGCUGCACCUUGCGCUGUCAGUGUGCCAGCCUGGAGGUCCCCGUCCCAUCAACUGACAGAAGACUCUGUAAGGCUCC
Messenger RNA from Antrostomus carolinensis (chuck-will's-widow), 1598 nucleotides. RefSeq names its product CCR4-NOT transcription complex subunit 1-like. The annotation marks the transcript as partial. Gene Ontology annotation, molecular function: molecular adaptor activity. Gene Ontology annotation, biological process: negative regulation of translation; nuclear-transcribed mRNA catabolic process, deadenylation-dependent decay. The record is from RefSeq and is a predicted model, not a curated record. The transcript is spliced from 11 exons. Lineage: Eukaryota; Metazoa; Chordata; Aves; Caprimulgiformes; Caprimulgidae. Gene Ontology annotation, cellular component: CCR4-NOT core complex; P-body.